AUGUCGUUCCGCUCACUGUCCCGCACCCCGAGUUCAAAGUAUAGAGAUUCGGAACUUGUUUGCCAAAAGCUUCCGACUGGAGAAUAUAACGCGACAAUCGAUGAAGUUCUUGCCUCCAACGAAGCAGGCCCAGUACCUGGCAAUAGCAAUGUGGCGGAACGGUCUAAGAGUGAUGCCCACCAUUCAAUUAGUUCAGACAUUUGCGUUUCACCGUCAUGGUCUCGCGCUGCCCAGAAAAAGCGCGAAAAAAAGGAGCAAAGAAAGAAAAUGGAAAAAGAGCAAAAGGAACUAGAAAAGAAACUGAAGCAGGAAGCCAAAAGAGCAUCUAGACCUGAGUCCAGAGAACCCCGGCGAUUGCAAAAGCGGCCAAACCAGGUGAAUUCAAGUAGAGCCUCUAGCGCCCACAGUGCUUUUCCACGACCAUCGACGGCGUCAUCAUUGGUAUCAUUGUGGACAAAGAGAACGUCAAAGGCUAGCUCUGUCAACGAGCAGAGCCAAGAGGAAGUCAAGAAGAAGCCUCGUAGAUUUUCCUUUGGUGGCGAUGAUUCGUCAAAGGGGAAACUGAGAUUCAAUGUUUGGCCUCGACGGUCUACAAAGCCUCAGGAACCAUCAACUCCGGAUAAUUCAACUGGUGCCAAUUCCACGCCUCUCGAUUUUCAGAAACGCUCCCUUCAUACGGUAAGGAAGCAUUUUGAUUUACGUGCGAGUGCAAGGGAAUCUAAAGAAUCCCGCCACGACGAUGCCCAAACUGUGUAUGGUCAGCUGGGGCCCUCCGAGAUGUAUCAAGAUAUCCCGAGUUACCGUGACGAACAAGCCCCAAAUAGAAAUGGUGAAAGUAUCCAAGUCCAGUCUUCGAGAGAUCGCGUCUUCCCACGUCAACAGGAGCGGCUAUCAUUGGAGGCACUUGACAUUGCGAAAGCUGGUAAAGCUUCCGGCCCUGCUACGCAGCACCAGUCUCUAGGUUCGCGUGCAAUUUCUGGCACAACCCAGUCACAACCUCCAAACAAAGCGCAAAGGCACAUCGAGGGCCCACGGAGUAAGGAGCACCAACCAGCUCGGAAUAUGAACUCGAAAUCUCUUAGAAACGCAGUGGAAACAGCGAGAAUAUCUUCAACCCCAAGGCGGCGGUCCCCUAAACGAAGCCAGCCCGUUAGCGAAACGUCUUCUCAGCAUUCCCCGGCUCAAAGCGCGGGAAUGGAAGCCGCCAACACGCAGCCUAACGAGGCCUCACCAUCCGAUUCGUCCAAUGCGAAAAAGUUGCAAUCUCCAGCCCGAGAUGAUGGUGCACUCAACGGACCAGAUCAAGCUCAAACUACUCUAGCAAAAGCUACGACUGAUAAGGACAAACCACUUCCGUCUCAGACGCCCCCGACGCGUUCUAAUGGCUCUCGACCAGAACACCCGCGUAUGCCCUCCAGCUAUAGUCGGGAUGCUAGUUUCCGUUCAUCCCCCCUGGCUAGUCCUCCGCUUGUUGUCCAGGGCCCUUCAGAUGCGACCCAAUCUCCGAUGGAUGGAGAGCAAGAGCAACGUACUUUUGUCUCGCGAGGUCCGACGAAGACACGUCGCAACUCCUUCCAAGGAUAUAUAGACUCCAAGAAGCUUUCCAUUCCUCGACUUUUGGGCCAAAGCAGGAAAGGUAAAACUGGUGAAAAUAUCGACUUAACAAAGAACGAAGACAUGGGAAGGUCAGGGCCGGCUCCAAUAAUUUCAAAGUCCGAUCCUGCUACAAUUGCCUCACUUGUCGACACGGGUACUACUAGUCAAUCUGAACACAGUACUCAAAAUAAUACUGCUUCAAACACAGAUAUCGACUCCCCAACGUCGGAAGCACUUAACUCCGCACGGGCUAGUCAAAACUCCAAUGAUAUCAUGCAAAAGUUGCGAUCCAGCGGCGGCCAGAGAGAAAAGCUAAGGAAACGAGCACUAUCAAUGGAUGUUAGUUCCGGGUCCGGCUCUAGAUUUUCCGCUCUAGAGAAACAACGCCUUGCCAACAAUGAUACUUUACCGGAGAGGCGUAUAUUACCAUCAAAAGUACAAGCACCACAAGAUGCGUACUCGUCUCGUCUCCCUGCCAAUACCGGAAAAAAGCUAUCUACGGAGUUACCGAAGGAGACACCAAUCGUUAGCCCAAGCUCCGGUUAUUUUCGGCAACGUUCCGCAACGGAGUAUAUUCCUACCACCCCAAGUGCUCUGAGCCUCCAUCGAGGGAUAGCUGCAUCGCCCAAGAACCUCGGAUCCGGUAGAGCCGUGGGCCAGCAAAUCGCCAAAAUGUUUGUCAUAUGUUGCCAAUGCAAACACUGGCAUGACAUGACAACUCAGGCCUACGCUAAAUUGGCUUUCCCAGACGGCACACAGGAUUCGGGCCGGAUGGUUACAGGAUCCCUCACCCCUCUUGAUGGACUUGGAUCUCCGCCGAGGAUAUUCAGUGAAUCACCAGUGGGCAGCGCCAAUUCGUCUCGCACGAGUCUUGGAGUUAAAGAAGGCAAGGCACCUGCUAAACCGAUAGGGCCGGGAAACGGCUCGAAAUCGAAUUUGUUAAAUCAUUCAACUACCUGUUGCUGGUGCUAUCAUCCAAUGACGAAAACUUGCUGUGCCGGAUGGACGACAGUCGUGACAAUGCGAGAACGUCACCAUUGA
Molecule: messenger RNA, 2637 nt
Organism: Uncinocarpus reesii 1704
Lineage: Eukaryota; Fungi; Ascomycota; Eurotiomycetes; Onygenales; Onygenaceae
Exons: 2
Coding region: 1-2637 (878 amino acids)
Source: RefSeq, a predicted model, not a curated record